This is a messenger RNA of Linepithema humile (Argentine ant), 1516 nucleotides long. RefSeq lists its product as uncharacterized. The record is from RefSeq and is a predicted model, not a curated record. Lineage: Eukaryota; Metazoa; Arthropoda; Insecta; Hymenoptera; Formicidae.
CCUCUUGGUCAUUGAAGAUUGCGUUUCUCUUUCACGAUUCGCGUCAUCGCGAAUCGCGCAGCGAUUCACCUGAGAAGAGUUACAUGGACGUGUUCUGCAUUUUAAGAAGGACACUAAGGUCACGCGUAGUUAUUGAAAAGGGCAGAGCGUUCGCAUCAUCAAGUCAGAGUGUCUUCAGACAUGGCGAAGAGCGUCAACCGUAUUCUUCUCUUCACAUUCGCGCUGUCGUUUGCACGGAAAGGCGAACAGGCAGACUUUACACAGGAACAUGAACGACGAUGGAACACGCCACCAGAACUAACACCGGAGUCGGUUGUCAAGAUAUCGAAUGAUGAGAAAUUUCAGACGCGUCUUCUUUCCCUCAGCCCUGUCACGGCUACUUUUAGCUUGAACGCAGGCGACAACAAUGCACAUUCUGUUAGCCUAGGUGCGAGCCUCGACGGCGUUAGUCUUUCGGAAAGUAACAAUUACAAUCAUCCCACGGGACAUGGAAUUGAUGGAUCAUCCGUUUCUGUAAGCAAGUCGACGACUCUUUCCGCAGGACUAUCGGGAAUUUCUACAGCGGGCGCGGAAGCAUAUAAUAAAGGUAACAAUGCCAAAACCGAAAGCCAUUCACUGAGCUUCGGCCAAGCAAGCGCAACUUCUUUCGGAGCGAUUGAAAAUGGACAAGCAAUUACCGGUGCUUCGUCUUCCGUUGGCGCCUCGCAAUCCUCUGCUAUAGCCAAUGAUAACAGAGGACAAUCCUUCUCACAAGCUAGUGCUAUCAGCACACAGUAUCAAAAUCGACCGACAUGGAGUAAUGUUGGUCCAAGCAACGAAUACAAUGAUCGACGUUUCGGUCGACCUACAUUGACUAUUUCGAAACCGUAUGAUGGAAGACGACCAACAUUGAACAUUGGUAUAGCUGAUAUACACAGACGAGAACAAAGGCCGACAAUUCAUAUCUACAAAUGGCGACCAAAUCACAGAGUACUUCCCCGACCAAAUCUAUCGAUUGAACAUCGACAACACAAUUCUUGGAACAGUCAAACUCACGGAUCGAUUGGUCCUCAAUUCGAAAUAAGUUCAAACUCUGGUCCUUAUGCGUUUUCGGCUGGUGAUUCAAUUUCUCAAGCACAAUCAUUCAGCUCUGUGUCAGGACACCGAAAUGGAAAUGCUCAGGUCAAUGCUCAGGCUGUUGGAAACGGACAUGCUCACGGAAUUGCGUCAUCCGAAGGAGGAUCCUUCGCUAGAUUUCCCGAGAAUAGUCAGACUAUACCGUUGCAUUAUGUCAGAAGCAAAAGUUCUAAACAAUACGAUAGUGAUGUAUUCUCUGAUCUCGCGCAAACUGUUGGCGAAUUGUUAGAUAUUGCAUAAUGCACAAAUAUAAAAAAAAAUGUGUGUAAAAUUUAGUUUGUAUACUGUAAUAUUGCAUUUUCGUAAGAAAAGCAAUAAAAUAUAUCCAGCGGUAGAAGCGGCAAUGACAGCACCAAAUGAGCUACAAUAGCAAUUACUGCGCGCCGCUCAUCAUAUAAUA